UUGCCUAGUCCAUAGGGCUUUAGACUUUGUGCCGUCAUCAACAGUCAAUCCUGGCUUGGAGCAGCAAACUGUUCACAGCUCAUACUCAAUAAACUGCAGCUACUGUUGGACUUCUGGAUUUGACAAACCAAUUCUACAUUUCAUUUACAAAGAGGCUCUCUGAGGAGGUAUGGGUGCCCACGGAUCCAAUAUGGAUGAAGUCUUGGCUGAGGACAUGCACCACUGGUACAACAAAUUCAUGAGGGAAUCGCCAUCAGGUCUCAUCACGCUCUUUGAACUCAAGACAAUGCUGCAGAUGCAGGGGAUGACUGAAGAAGCCAGCGGCUAUGUGGACCAAGUCUUCUUCACAUUUGACAUGGAUGGGGAUGGCUAUAUAGAUUUUGUAGAAUACAUUGCAGCUGUAAGUCUUCUACUGAAAGGAGAGAUAAAUCAGAAGCUGAAGUGGUACUUCAAACUCUUUGAUCAGGAUGGAAACGGCAAGAUUGACAGAGAUGAAAUGGAGACCAUAUUCAAAGCAAUCCAGGACAUUACACGGAGUUAUGAUAUCCCUCCAGAUGAUAUUGUGUCUCUGAUCUAUGAGAGGAUUGAUGUCAAUAAUGAAGGUGAGUUGACAUUGGAGGAGUUCAUCACAGGGGCUAAAGAACAUCCUGAUAUCAUGGAGAUGCUCACCAAGAUGAUGGACCUCACCCAUGUCCUGGAGAUCAUAGUCAACGGGCAGAAAAAGAAGGAUUGACUAAUAAAAGGAUCCCAUCCUGAUUAAAAAUGAUCAGCUCUGUGGCUUAAAAACGUAAACCAGACUCAGUAGAGGGUGAAACCUGCUAGCAGCAUCUCAGAUGUGGACGCGAGUGAUCAUCAUCUGUGAUUGUCUUUCAUACACUUUAUCUCUGUCUCUGUGCCUCCAAAUAUCCAGUUAGCAUGAGCUCUCACUUACCCUUCUACUUUUAACUGAAUCACCUCUACAAGUCUGAAAAUGUCAUUCUUGCAGGCAGAAAUGACACAAGAGGAGAUGAAUCCAUGGUUUAAUGGAUCAUUUGUCCUAUUUGCCGGGGUGUAAAGUAUGUUCUUAAAAAUGGAUGUGCUCUGUGAUCUGCUGCAUGAACAGUGACCCUCAAAAGUAUAUGGACACUUAAGCCUCAGUUAAAAUGGAUCAAUGUCUUUGCAUUAACAAAUUGUCAAAAUUACAUGCAUUUUUAAUUGUGACUUACUUUAAAUGUCCAAAUACUGUUUAGGGGACACUGUGUAAGGAGGGGCCAGUGUUAUAAAUAAUUGUACAGUUUUUCUAUUGAUGUAUGUAAUCUUCAUUCUGACUUUUGACAUU
Molecule: messenger RNA, 1318 nt
Organism: Onychostoma macrolepis
Lineage: Eukaryota; Metazoa; Chordata; Actinopteri; Cypriniformes; Cyprinidae
Gene: guca1c
Product: guanylate cyclase activator 1C
Exons: 4
Coding region: 170-733 (187 amino acids)
Molecular function (GO): calcium ion binding; calcium sensitive guanylate cyclase activator activity
Source: RefSeq, a predicted model, not a curated record